AUCGUCUCUAUCGGAAGCAUAUAAUAUGACCAACUUAUCAAACAGUUUUCUCUGCGAAGACCUCUGUUUUUGACUGCGUUUCUCUGAGCGAUAAUGGAUUCCCAAGUCGCACAUCCUCAGGGCCAAGGUUACGAGCAGGACCCCAACGCUCUCGGCCUUCAUUCUGUUGUGGAGGGGGGAGAUAACGAGCACCACCAUGAGAAGAAGUCGGUCCUGAAGAAGGUGAAGGCCAAGGCUAAGAAGUUGAAGGACACGAUCACGAAGCACGGCCACGGUCACGGCCACGACCAUCCUGAAGGCCAUGUCCCCGACGAUCACGACCUCGACGAGGAGGAUGACGCGGAGGAGGAAGUGGUUGAGGACCCAGAAAUCCUCGGAGCCCCAGUAUUUGAGUCAGUCGCGAUCGCGAGCAGUGUCGACGCUGGAAGGUCCUUAGGGACGGGAGAGGACCGUGGAACUCCAACCGAUGCCAGGCGGGAGGAGAAAUUUGGCAAGCCGGGGUUCAAUUUGGGAAGCACCGGGCUGACGAAGGAAGAACUUCUUCGGGUGCCAGCAAACACACCACAGUCCGCAGCUCCUACUGGGGAUCCCGGGACGACCCAACUUUCGGAUCCGACUAUAACUUUUGUGCAUAGGAUGGGUGAGGCAGAGCGAGGCCGACCGACGGUCAAUUUGGCAAGGCCUGGUGGGUUGGAGGACCCGCAGUCACCCAGGAGCAGGAGAGAGCAAUCGAACUAUCAGACCAAAGUCACCGAUCCUACUGCUUCAGGUGGAGAGGAAGCCGAUGUUUCACCGGUCGUUCGUUCCCUUGGGAAGAUGACGGUGCAUGACGAAACAGAGCCAAAAUCAGGGACAGAUCAGAGCUUACCUGCCGAGACUCGCACUUAUAUCUCGAACAUACCCACUGGGACGGGAAGGCACGAUCAAUUCUCUCCUGAACCAACAUCCAUGGAUACCGAUACUGCUUCACUGGGAGUAGAUGUCACGAAGCCUGAGGCUCAUCCUGGUGACCAAACAGAGCACAAACCCUCUAGUCUGGGCAGUUAUACGGAGAAAUUAUCCUCUGCUACAUCCGUGAUUGCUGAGAAGGCAGUCCCGGCAAAGAAUCUGGUGGCUUCGAAGCUCGGAUAUAGCGAAAGAAAGUCCCCGAAGAGCUCUGAUGCUACCGGAAGUGAGACACACACUCAUGGUGAAAAGCCUCCUGAUCAGAGCAGCUACACUGGAAAAGUCUCAUCGGCUACUUCCACAAUUGCAGAUAAAGCAAUGUUAGCGAAGAACAUUGUUGCAGCGAAGCUUGGCUACAGUGAGAAAGGCGACACGACCACCUCUCACAACACUGGUGGCCCCAAUUCCGAGCCUCAAGCACAUCAGACCACCGCAGCUAGUGGCCAACCUCCGGAGCAGAGCAGCUACACCGGAGCAAUCUCGGCAGUAGCUGAUAAAGCAAUCUCGGCCAAAGAGACAGUGGCGUCUAAGCUUGGAUACGCAAAGAAAGAAGGGGAGACAGAAACUCUCGGUCCAGGCGGAAAUCAACCUGCCAAGGAGCAGGGAAAGGGCAUAGCGGCAGCAGUGACAGAGAAGCUGAGCCCCGUUAUCUCGAAAGUCACCGGCUCGAUGACAGACCAGCGGGCAGAGGCACCGGGAGAGGUGGCAGGGGCGCAGGCCCAAGAUAAGGGGGUGUCAGUGAGGGACUACUUGGCAGAGAAGCUGAAGCCAGGGGAGGAGGACAAGGCACUGUCGGAGCUAAUAUCGAGCGCUCUGCACAAGAAGAAGACUGAGGCGGAGGCAGAGGCAGACACGGCAGUGAAGGUGACAGAAUCGGAAGAAGUGAAGAAGCGGCUGGGGAAGGAUGAGGAAGGGCAGUUGAACAGUCCGGGGAAGCGCAUUGUGGACACUGUGAGAGGAGCGGUGGGCUCGUGGUUCAGCAAGACCGACGACUCGAAGGCUUCGCAGCAACCGGCCCGCCACGGUAAGACCAGCCUGUAUUCAAAACUUUGCAUUGCUUUUUCAAUUUGUCGUUGGUUUGGGAUUGGUUUGGUGUGAUUGGCGAUUCUGGGUGUGUUCGUUUCUUGCAGACGAGAGCGAGGCUGUUCCUUCUGCUGCAGAUGAGCCGCACUGCGGCUGAGAGGAGGACGUCAGGAAUCGAGCGACUGAUGGAAGAAGAGAAGGGAUUCUUCGGCGCCCCA
Messenger RNA from Rhodamnia argentea, 2186 nucleotides. RefSeq names its product low-temperature-induced 65 kDa protein-like. NCBI's taxonomy places the organism in Eukaryota, Viridiplantae, Streptophyta, Magnoliopsida, Myrtales, Myrtaceae. The record is from RefSeq and is a predicted model, not a curated record. Gene Ontology annotation, biological process: response to stress; response to abscisic acid. The coding region runs from base 94 to 2043 and encodes 649 amino acids. The transcript is spliced from 4 exons.